AUGAAGCUCAUGAAAAAGAGUUCAACCAGAUGGACUAAAAAGGUUAUCGAAGAUAAAAUACCAUUUCAUAAUGAUUAUCCACGUCCACAUUUAAGAAGAGAACUAUGGUUAAAUUUAAAUGGAAAUUGGUCGUUUACAAUAACAUCUAUCAAUGAGACGUAUCCAAAACAUUUUGAUAGGCUUAUUCGUGUGCCGUUUCCUGUUGAAUCUUAUCUAUCUGGAAUUCAAGUACGUGUUGAUUCAAACAUGUAUCUAUGGUAUAAACUAAUAUUUCAAAUAAAAUCUCGAUCCUGGUAUGAUGGUAAUCAUCGUCAGUACCGUAUAAUGCUACAUUUCGAUAAAGUUGAUUAUGAGACAGUUGUUUAUUUGAAUCAUUAUGUUGUCGGUUCAAAACAUUUAGGUGGUUAUGACCCAUUUUCAUAUGAUAUAUCACCAUAUUUCGUUAAUUAUCAAGAUAAUGAAUUAGUUGUACGUGUUUGGGAUCCAUCAAAUAAAUGGUAUCAACCGCGCGGAAAACAAUUAUUAGAUAAUAAAGAAGUAAAUGCGAUAUUUUAUACUCCAUGUUCUGGUAUAUGGGGAACGGUUUGGCUGGAACGAGUGCCACAUAUUCACGUUGACCGUUUACAAUUUCAAACAAGACUAUCAUCAACAAAAGUAAUUUUAAAAUAUCGUAUUGAUUUAAAGUCACUAGAAAUAGCUUCAUUUGAUUUUAUUUCGCCAAAGAAAAAUAUGUCAAUUUAUUCAGAACAAAACUUUAAUAAACAGAAUAAACGUUUAUUGCAUGCAAAGCAGAAAGAAACACUAGAAAACAAUAAGACCACUUAUAAAAAUCUAGACUUUAAAUUUAAAAUAAGCAUCGUUCAAAAAGAUAACAAGCAUUUAAUUGAUUUUAUUUCUUAUAAGCCAAAUAUUGAACAAGAAAUUGCAUUUUCUUUAAAAGAAAUCAAUCUUUGGUCACCUGAAAAUCCAUAUUUAUAUGAUAUACAUAUUGAUCUAUAUCAAAAGGGUACAUUUAUUGAACAUAUUUAUAGUUAUAUCGGUUUUCGACAAAUUUCUAUUUGUUCUGAAAAGAAAAAGAUUUGUCUUAAUAGUAAACCAUAUUUUAUGUUCGGUGUACUUGAUCAAGGUUACUGGCCUGAUGGUCUUUAUCGUGCACCAACGGAUGACGCAUAUCGAUAUGAUAUAGAACAAAUAAAAAAUUUAGGUUUUAAUACAAUAAGAAAGCAUAUGAAAAGUGAAACAUCACGAUGGUAUUAUUGGUGCGAUGUAUUAGGUAUGCUUGUCUGGCAAGAUAUGCCGUCAGGAGAUUCUUAUGAAGGUUAUGAAACUGCAUUAGAUGCUCAUCAACAGUUCGAAUUGCUUCGUGAUAAUCGAACCAAUGAUUUAUCAAUGCCUUCAAAUACAGAUAAAGAUUUACCCAUUAAUUCGUCAUCACCCACUACAAAGACCUUUGAGUCUAAAAUUCAAUUUGAAUAUGAAUUAAAAGCAAUGAUUGAUUUUCUUUCAUUCCAUCCAUCAAUUGUUAUUUGGGUAUUAUUUAAUGAAGCAUGGGGUCAAUAUGAUACAAUACGCUUAGCAACAUGGCUACAAUCUUAUGAUCAAGAUCGUUUAAUUAAUCCUGUCAGUGGAUGGCAUGAUCGAACAGGUAUCGGACAUAUUAGAGAUAUACAUGAUUAUUCUAAAAACAUUUUGUUACCAUCAUUUAAUGAUGAAACUCGAGCAUUGGUUGUUGGUGAAUGUGGUGGAUUAGGUUUAAUGAUAUCUGGCUGGAGUUAUCAUGUUUAUAGUGAUCGCUAUCUAAUCACGUAUGCCUUUGAACAACUUUUAGUUAACAUUUCAUCCCGUUUAUCAGCUGUAAUUUAUACACAAUUAUCUGACGUUGAAAAUGAGACAAAUGGAAUUUUUACAUAUAAUCGAGAAGAAAUUAAAUUUUCAAUAACACAUGUCAAACGUGUACUAAAAAAUGAUUAUUCACGCUUAUACCAGCUUAAACAUUUAUGGAAUCUUACAUCGAUUCCUUACACUAAUUAUACAAAAUUGCUUUUAUCAAAAUCAUUCGAUCUUAUUGUUGAUCAUAAUUCAACAUAUGAUAAGCAUUUUUAUUUUUAUGUAUGUUAUUUAUAUUCUCAAGUGAAUAUAACAAUAGAUCAUCGUCAUCAAAUGAUACUCAAUCAAACUCAUAAAGUAAAAGAUUAUCAUUAUAUACCGUUGCCAUCUACUCUUCUUCGUGAUACUAUACAUCAAAGACAUGUUCUAGACAUUUAUGUACAUUAUAUGUCAUCAUUUGAUGACGAGAAAGACAAACCUCUAUUAUAUGCUAAUAGAACGUAUUUUGACUUAAAUAUUGCGAUGCUUUCUGCAUAA
Messenger RNA from Rotaria socialis, 2364 nucleotides. The record is from the annotation of a GenBank genome assembly. Lineage: Eukaryota; Metazoa; Rotifera; Eurotatoria; Philodinida; Philodinidae.